AUGUAUGUAUUAAAGAACCAGUUAAGUGCAACUUGGAAUAAUAGAUUUCAGGAAGAAACAGACAGCAGAGUGGAAAAUUGGAUGAGCAAGAGAAAUAAUAGUAGUAGUAGUAGUAGUAGUAGUAGUAGUAGUAGUAGUAGUAGUAGUAGUAGUAGUAGUAGUAGUAGUAGUAGUAGUAGUAGUAGUAGUAGUAGUAGUAGUAGUAGUAGUAGUAGUAGUAGUAGUAGUAGUAGUAGUAGUAGUAGUAGUAGUAGUAGUAGUAGUAGUAGUAGUAGUAGUAGUAGUAGUAGUAGUAGUAGUAGUAGUAGUAGUAGUAGUAGUAGUAGUAGUAGUAGUAGUAGUAGUAGUAGUAGUAGUAGUAGUAGUAGUAGUAGUAGUAGUAGUAGUAGUAGUAGUAGUAGUAGUAGUAGUAGUAGUAGUAGUAGUAGUAGUAGUAGUAGUAGUAGUAGUAGUAGUAGUAGUAGUAGUAGUAGUAGUAGUAGUAGUAGUAGUAGUAGUAGUAGUAGUAGUAGUAGUAGUAGUAGUAGUAGUAGUAGUAGUAGUAGUAGUAGUAGUAGUAGUAGUAGUAGUAGUAGUAGUAGUAGUAGUAGUAGUAGUAGUAGUAGUAGUAGUAGUAGUAGUAGUAGUAGUAGUAGUAGUAGUAGUAGUAGUAGUAGUAGUAGUAGUAGUAGUAGUAGUAGUAGUAGUAGUAGUAGUAGUAGUAGUAGUAGUAGUAGUAGUAGUAGUAGUAGUAGUAGUAGUAGUAGUAGUAGUAGUAGUAGUAGUAGUAGUAGUAGUAGUAGUAGUAGUAGUAGUAGUAGUAGUAGUAGUAGUAGUAGUAGUAGUAGUAGUAGUAGUAGUAGUAGUAGUAGUAGUAGUAGUAGUAGUAGUAGUAGUAGUAGUAGUAGUAGUAGUAGUAGUAGUAGUAGUAGUAGUAGUAGUAGUAGUAGUAGUAGUAGUAGUAGUAGUAGUAGUAGUACAAUUAUUUUAAGGAUACAGUAA
Messenger RNA from Schistosoma bovis, 981 nucleotides. NCBI's taxonomy places the organism in Eukaryota, Metazoa, Platyhelminthes, Trematoda, Strigeidida, Schistosomatidae. The record is from the annotation of a GenBank genome assembly.